Austrofundulus limnaeus is the source of this 3245-nucleotide messenger RNA. Its product is annotated as large neutral amino acids transporter small subunit 4. NCBI's taxonomy places the organism in Eukaryota, Metazoa, Chordata, Actinopteri, Cyprinodontiformes, Rivulidae. Bases 175 to 1908 code for a protein of 577 amino acids. Gene Ontology annotation, molecular function: L-amino acid transmembrane transporter activity; neutral L-amino acid transmembrane transporter activity. Gene Ontology annotation, biological process: neutral amino acid transport; transmembrane transport. The transcript has 15 exons. The record is from RefSeq and is a predicted model, not a curated record.
GCAGGAGGGUAAAUACUGUGAGAGGAGGAGGGGCAGUCACAACGUUCAGCUUCGCUUCUUCUGUUUCAUCUCGUGCUUCUUCUCCGCUUUGUCUCCGCAUCCGCGCGCUCAGGCGCCAGCAGCCUACUUCAGAUCCAGUUAGGCCAGCACACCGCUACAUCCCACCCAGCAGAGAUGGCUCCCACCCUGGCCACAGCCUUCUCCCGCCGCUGGUGGAUGGCUGUGACAGCAGUCAUUGAAAACCUGCUGUUCUCUGCCGUGCUGCUCGGCUGGUCCUCCCUGCUCAUCAUGCUCAAGUCUGAGGGCUUCUACUCCUACCUUUGCACAAGGCCAGAUAACAGCUCCAGUCUUAACAUCUCCAACUCGUCCAGUUUUGAGUCUGAAGGCCCAGCAGAGGAGUUCCUGCUGAUGAAUAACUGGCCCAUCUGCAAGGACCAGGACGAGAUGUUGAACUUGGCCUUCACCGUGGGCUCCUUCCUGCUGUCCGCCAUAACUCUGCCCCUGGGCAUCGUCAUGGACAAAUACGGCCCACGAAAGCUACGGCUUUUAGGAAGUGCCUGCUUUGGCUUGUCCUGUCUCCUCAUUGCGUAUGGUGCCAAAGAUCCUAACAACCUGUCCGUCCUAAUCUUCGUUGCACUAGCCAUGAACGGGUUUGGAGGCAUGUGUAUGACCUUCACCUCUCUGACGCUUCCCAACAUGUUUGGAGACCUGCGGUCAACCUUCAUCGCCCUGAUGAUUGGAUCCUACGCUUCCUCUGCUGUCACUUUCCCCGGCAUUAAGGUCAUCUACGAUCUGGGCGUUGCCUUUAUCUCCAUCCUUAUGGUUUGGGCUGCAUGUGCUUGCCUCGUGUUCCUCAACUGCUUCAUCAACUGGCCUCUGGAGCCCUUCCCAGGCCCAGAGGAUAUGGACUUCACGGUUAAGAUCAAAUUCAGCUGGCUGGGAUUUGACCACAAGAUCACUGGGAAGCAGUUUUACCACCAGGUGACCACAGUGGGCCGUCGCCUCAGUGUGGGCAAUGCCAUAAAGCAGCCACAGCAGUCCACCAAGGAUCUGGCUGAGCAGGACGCCAACAAGCUGUGCCUGUCCACCGUCGACCUGCAAGUGAAGUGCAAAGGCGACGAGGAGAAUCAGUCCUUCAUGAAGAGUGUUUUAAGCCCCAUCUUCCUGCUCAGCCUCAUCACCAUGUGUGUCACUCAGCUGCGACUCAUCUUCUACAUGGGAGCCAUGAACACGAUCCUAGAGUCCCUCACCGAUGGAGACCUGAACACAGUGGAGAAGAUGGAAGUGGUGAGUGUGUACACCUCCAUCUUUGGCGUGCUCCAGCUCCUGUGUCUGGUCACCUCUCCUGUGAUUGGCUACGUUAUGGACUGGAGGCUCAAAGACUGCGAGGAUGAGAAUGACAAGACUGUAAAAAGAGAGCCCGGUCAUCCCCGCCGCCCCGGCAAGAAGAUCCAGAAGAUUGUCAACGCCACCAGAGCAUUCAUCUUCACCAACCUGCUCCUGGUUGGCUUCGGCGUCACCAGCGUCAUUCCCAACCUGCAGCUGCAGAUCCUGUCCUUCGUCCUGCACACUAUCGUCAGAGGCUUCAUUCACUCUGCUGUGGGAGGCCUGUAUGCUGCUGUGUACCCGUCCUCUCAGUUUGGCAGUCUGACAGGGAUGCAGUCUCUGAUCAGUGCUCUGUUCGCCCUGCUCCAGCAGCCCCUCUUCUUGGCCAUGGUGGGCCCCCUGGAGGGAGACCCUCUAUGGGUGAACGUGGGCCUGCUGGUGCUGAGCAUGCUGGGAUUCUGUCUGCCCGUAUACCUGCUGUGCCACAGCCGCCACCUGCAGCGCCUCCGAGACGAGCAAGACGACGACCCCAAGGUCUUUGUGAAGCUCACCAACGGCGUCCCGCCCGAAGCCAGCGUCUAGAGCGAGGCUGAAGAGUGACGCUUCCGAAACGGAGCCUGCGUGACCCGAGCUAGAGGUCUGACAAAUCACUUUACACUCUGACAGAAAAGACAACCAACGAGCACUGUGACUCCUGGGUUCAUCCUCACUGACUGCUGUGAAAACUCUGGCACAUGUCAAUCACACGGGCUUCAGAAACUGAGGAGGAAAAACAGGGAGAGGAAAGCUACAGUGGAGGUUCUCUGCAUCCCUAAACGACGGCUCUGUUUUACUCCUGCUGUUUUCCCUCAACAUCCCUGAACAGGAAGGUGCCAGCUGAUGGAAACAACAAUAUGAAGGCUGCUGUCUGCCGACUGAAAAGCUCUGAUAGCUGCAGCAAGUGUUGCCCUCACUGCAGCUUCUGUGUAUAUGUGUGUGUGUAUGAUGUUGUUUGUGUUAGACAUACACUGCUGCUCUGUUCCUGCUUCACUCACAACCGCUGAACGUCUCUGCUGUCUUCUGUCCUUUGCUCUGAAAUUCCAAACCCUUUUAUCCCUCGCCUCAUGGUCUCAGACGUGUUGAUUAGACGUCACCAUGUGAAGGAAUGUUUUUAGACAAAAAUAUAGUGUUACAAAUUUAGAGCGGUGUGAAACUAGACGUGUUAUUUUAGCAAUAAAUGCCUUGUGUGAGGUGCUGGGCACUGAACACUCACACAAACACAUGUUGGAACUGACGGAGGUGGAAUCCACGGAGGUGCUAGUUGCAAAACAGAAAUUAGUGUUUUCACAUUUUGCUUUGGGGUUGCACAGUCGAGAACCUGCCAACAAGUCAAAUCUCCGACAAGAAUGUCCCUUUUCCUGAAAGUGAAUCCCAAAGAAUCGUUUUAUGUUCUAUUUUCUUGUUGUUUCUUUACUUUUCGUGGUGACUCUUCAUUGAAACAGGAAGUUCAACCACUGCAGUGGUUUGAGGAAACCUCAGUGUCCUUUGUGCAGAAACACAUUGAGACAAAGCACAAACAAGAAAGAGUAGAAGAAACGGUGAGGUUGAGUGAUCCUCCUCCCUCUCUGCAUCAGGCGCUCAGGCUGCAGUGAGUCCAGCCCAGUUCCUCUUUUCUUCUGUCCAUAAACACAACUCAGAGUGUUUACUGAACUGAAAGACGAGCCUCUGCUUACUUUACCUGCUGUCAGCAAAUUCCUUUUAGUGAGAAAUGAACGGCACAUGCUGCACUUUAAACCAGUGAAAUGAACCUCAGUCAUUUAAAUUCCUUCUGUUCAACUCUAACCUGUUGGUGUUUGAGGAAAAUAGGGUUGAAACUAGGGAUGCAUGAUCUAUCUCUGUAUUGGUUUGAUAAAUAAAACUGGGCCGAUACUAACGUCUGA